CUUAUCACCACGUUUCUUAUUUUCCCCCACGUCUUCUUUACAAUACUAGAUGCUAUAUGUGCGAUAGACACAUAGCUUUAUGUACCCCUCUCAUUGAAUGUAGGAAGUGCCUCCUUUAUUACUUACAAACCGAGCAAGCGUUAGAAUUUAACUUCAACAGAAGUUGUUAAAGCUAACAAUGAACUAUAUAUAUGAGCCUUGUUGCAAUCUAAUCUACAAUCUUACACCUCACCUAUCUAACUUCCAUAAAGCAGAAUGCAAAAAGGUAAUCUUUUACCGAAGAUUUGUCGGAAAGAAAAACCGAAAAGACUCAUUACCUAAAAUAUUGUCGGACCAAACUCUUUAUAAUCUGUCUCAAUUACUACAUGAAGAAUUGGAUGGUUACUAUUGUUUUCCUACUGAAUACUAUUACUGUCAUUUUUGCACGUCCUAUGAAAAUAAUCCUCUACUAUAGAUUUACGAAGGUGGGCGCUAGAAGCAAAAGAGCAAGUUGAUUUUACUACGUUUAGAGCAGGACAUUGGUGGAUAUGGAAUUUUAAAAAGACUCAUCACAUUACAUCACGUAAAAUAACAAAAUUUAAAUCGCAAUCUAAUUCACAAUCUGAUGUACUGAUACGUCAAAAUGCAGAAUUUGUGAAAACUGUAAAACCACAUAUUGAUGUAAUUAGUGAAGGAUCAACUUAUAAUGCAGAUGAAAGCGGAUUUAAUCUAGAAAUAUACAUUCUGGAAGAACAUUAGCUAAUAUGGGAGCAAAGACAAUCGAAGCUACUAUUCAAUCUUUAUCUUCUAUAAGUCACAGUUAUACUAUUAUGCCAAUUAUAUCUGCGGAUGGAUCUCUUCUUUCGCCUCUAUAUAUAGUCUUAAAAGAAAUUACUGGAUCAUUUGGUCCACGAGUAGAAGAAACCCUUUUUCCACCUGUUAAUGUUUACAUUGCGGCUUCAAAAUCCGGAAAGCUUACAACUCAACACUUAAAAAUUUGGUUUUUAGAAGUAUAUCUUCCAAAUACUAAAGAGAAAAGUUUGCUAUUGUUAGAUUCAUGGACAGGCCAUUGUCCAGAACAAUUAAUAGAACAUAUACCAAAAGACAAACAAGUAACUAUUGUAACAAUACCAAAGAAAACAACUGCUUUUGUACAACCUUUAGAUGUUUUUGGCUUCAGAAUCUGGAAAAAUUUUAUUCGAAGCUUUUCUGAUAAUGUUAUUUUACAUAAUUACGAUGUAAAUUUACAUUUACGCAAUAACAUCAUAAAAUUACAGUCUUUGACACAUAAUCAACUUUCUUCUCCAAGAUUUAAAAAUUUAUUUAAAUAUAGUUGGUACAAAAGUGGUUAUUUAUCAACAAGGCCGGAAAAGUUUGAGAAUCCAAUCAAUUAUUGUUAUUUUAAAGAAGAAAAGAAUAUACCAAAAUGCAGCAUUUGUGGUAAAAUGGCUUUUAUACGUUGUGCGUGGUGCAAAAAUUAUUUUUUUGAUCAUUUCUUUGAACAAUAUCAUUAUUAUGAGUACGAUGAGUUGAUGAGUCAGAUGAGUUUAGGUACGGAUUCCGUCCUGGCUUUAUUGCUACCAUUUCUAGAAUGA
This is a messenger RNA of Camponotus floridanus (Florida carpenter ant), 1574 nucleotides long. RefSeq lists its product as uncharacterized. NCBI's taxonomy places the organism in Eukaryota, Metazoa, Arthropoda, Insecta, Hymenoptera, Formicidae. The record is from RefSeq and is a predicted model, not a curated record. The transcript has 2 exons. Gene Ontology annotation, molecular function: nucleic acid binding. The coding region runs from base 744 to 1574 and encodes 276 amino acids.